AAACAGGGCAGACUGUCUCCGGAGCCUAGGGGGUCCUCCUGGCCGGUAAGGUCGUCCAGUCUGGUGGACUGACUGGCCAGUGGGUGUUGGGGCCAAAAGACAGACCACUCUGGUCUGCCCCGGAGAGAAGCCCCUGUGUCCCUUGCACCUCUCCCUCGGAUACUCGCCUUGAGCUGGCUCUCCUGUCCAUAGCGUGGGGAGCCCCUCAGCCCCAUUCCCGAGCCUGGCCGUCUAGCCCGCGAUUGGCCUUGGGGGACACUUCGGGAAAGACCGGGGCAGCUGGCCUGGAGCUUAGAGCCACGGCGUGUGCCAUGGCCCCACACUGGGCUGUCUGGCUGCUGGCAGUGGGGCUGUGGGGCCUGGGCAUUGGGGCUGAGGUGUGGUGGAACCUGGUGCCCCGGAAAACAGUAUCCUCUGGGGAGCUGGCCACAGUGGUGCGGCGGUUCUCCCAAACGGGCAUCCAGGACUUCCUGACACUGACCCUGACUGAGCAGACCGGGCUUCUGUAUGUGGGGGCCCGGGAGGCCCUGUUUGCCUUCAGUGCGGAGACUCUGGAGCUGCAAGGAGUGAUCUCAUGGGAGGCACCAGCUGAGAAAAAGGCCGAGUGUAUCCAGAAAGGGAAAAGUAACCAGACGGAAUGUUUCAACUUCAUCCGUUUCCUGCAGCCAUACAAUAUGUCCCACCUGUACGUUUGUGGUACCUAUGCCUUUCAGCCCAAGUGCGCCUACAUUAACAUGUUCACCUUCACUUUGGAGCGCGGAGAGUUUGAGGAUGGGAAGGGGAAGUGUCCCUACGACCCAGCUAAGGGCCACACAGGCCUCCUUGUGGAUGGUGAGUUGUACUCAGCCACGCUCAACAACUUCCUGGGCACAGAGCCUGUUAUCCUACGUAACAUGGGGCCUCACCACUCCAUGAAGACAGAGUACCUGGCCUUCUGGCUCAAUGAACCUCAUUUUGUCGGCUCUGCCUACAUCCCGGAGAGCGUGGGGAGCUUCACGGGAGACGAUGACAAGGUCUACUUCUUCUUCAGCGAGCGAGCUGUGGAGUACAACUGUUACACAGAGCAGGUGGUGGCUCGCGUAGCCCGCGUCUGCAAGGGAGACGUGGGAGGCGCGCGGACCCUGCAGAGGAAGUGGACCACCUUCUUGAAGGCAUGGCUGGUGUGCUCUGCCCCAGACUGGCAGCUCUACUUCAACCAACUGCAGGCGCUGCACACCCUGCAGGACACCUCUUGGCCCAACACCACCUUCUUUGGGGUUUUUCGGGCACGAUGGGGUGAUGUGGACCUGUCGGCAGUCUGCGAGUACCAACUGGAAGAGAUCCAGAAGGUGUUCGAGGGUCCCUACAAGGAAUACCGUGAACAAGCCCAGAAGUGGGGCCGCUAUACCGACCCAGUACCCAGCCCACGGCCUGGCUCGUGCAUCAACAACUGGCACCGCCGCCAUGGCUAUACCAGUUCCCUGGAGCUGCCUGACAACACCCUCAACUUCAUCAAGAAGCACCCGCUGAUGGAGGAGCAGGUGAGGCCUCGGUGGGGCCGGCCCCUGCUUGUGAAGAAGGACACCAACUUCACCCACCUGGUAGCUGACCGGGUUACGGGGCUUGACAGAGCCACCUACACAGUGCUGUUCAUUGGCACAGGAGGUGGCUGGCUGCUCAAGGCUGUGAGCCUGGGGCCCUGGAUCCACCUAAUUGAAGAGCUGCAGGUUUUUGACCAGGAGCCCCUGGAAAGCCUGGUCCUGUCCCAGAGCAAGAAGCUGCUGUUCGCGGGCUCCCACUCUCAGUUGAUUCAGCUGCCCCUGGCCGACUGCUUGAAGUACCGCUCCUGUGCAGACUGUAUCCUCGCUCGGGACCCCUACUGCGCUUGGAGCGUCAACACGAGCCGCUGUGUGGCCGUGGGCAGCCACUCUGGAUCCCUGCUGAUCCAGCAUGUGAUGGUCUCAGACACCUCGGGCAUUUGUAACCUCCGUGGCAAUAAGAAAGUCAGGCUCACGCCCAAAAACAUCACAGUGGUGGCGGGCACAGACCUGGUGCUGCCCUGCCGCCUGUCCUCCAACCUCGCCCACGCCCGCUGGACUUUUGGGGGCCAGGACCUGCCUGCAGAACAGCCUGGCUCCUUCCUCUACGAUGCCCGACUGCAGGCCCUGGUGGUGAUGGCCGCCCAGCCCCGCCACGCCGGGGCCUAUCACUGCUUUUCCGAGGAGCAAGGGGCACGGCUGGCUGCUGAAGGCUACCUGGUGGCUGUGGUGGCAGGCCCGUCAGUGACCCUGGAGGCCCGGGCACCCCUGGAAAACCUGGGGCUGGUGUGGCUGGCCGUGGUGGCCCUGGGGGCUGUGUGCCUGGUCUUGCUGCUGCUUGUUCUGUCACUGCGCCGGCGGCUGCGGGAGGAGCUGGAGAAAGGUGCCAAGGCAGCGGAGAGGACCCUGGUGUACCCGUUGGAGCUGCCCAAGGAGCCCAGCAGUCCCCCCUUCCGACCUGGCCCUGAGACAGAUGAGAAACUGUGGGAUCCUGUUGGCUACUAUUACUCGGAUGGCUCCCUCAAGAUUGUGCCUGGACACGCCCGGUGCCAGCCCGGGGGAGGGCCCCCUUCUCCGCCUCCUGGGAUCCCUGGCCAGCCCCUGCCCUCUCCCACUCGGCUGCACCUGGGGGGUGGGAGGAACUCGAAUGCCAACGGCUAUGUGCGCUUACAGCUAGGAGGCGACGACCGGGGAGGGCUUGGGCACCCCCUGCCUGAGCUCGCUGACGAACUGAGGCGCAAACUGCAGCAGCGCCAGCCGCUGCCGGACUCCAACCCCGAGGAGUCCUCAGUAUGAGGGCCGCGCCCACCUCAGCGUGGGAGACUCAGCCCAUCCAUUUGCACAGGCACCACCUACCUCAGGGACGAGUGGGGCGCCCCCGCCCAGCACUGCCGGCACAAGCACUGCCGCUUGGUGUGGCUCACCAGGGCACCGGCCUCGCAGAAGGCAUCAUCCUCUCUGUGAGGGGCUGGGAAUUGCCAACACGCGGGACCCCAGCAGCCGAAGCUUUUCAAGGCAGAAGUUGGAGAUGUGGGUGUGUUUGUAUAUAUACGCGUGUGUAUGUGCGUGUGUUGCACGUGUGUUUUGUUGGGUGUGUGUGACAUAGUCUUGUUUCUGUCAAGUCUUCCCUUGGCCUGGGAUCCUGAUGAGUCAUUGGAGCUAUGAAGGGGAAGGGGUCGUAUGACUUUGCUUCUCCUAUCCCCCACCUGUCCCCAGCGUGGGGGCAGAUGUACAUAUGGGGUGGGCUGGGCAGGGUGCUGUGCCCCUUGGCGGGAGUGCAGGGCUCUGGAGUGGGCCUCUCCUGCUCCUAGGGCUGUGAAUGUUUUCAGGGUGGGGGGAGGGAGAUGGCGCCUCCUGUGUGUUUGGGGGAAGGCUGGGUGGGGCAUCCCGCGUGGCCCUGGGGUUCAGUGGUAUUUUAUACUUGUCCUCCCUUACAGGGCUGGGAAAGGUUAUGAGGGGGGAGGGGUAGGGGAAGGGAGAGGGUGGGCAUGCUGUGGGUAUGGCAUACCCUCUCCCAGCCCUAGGAGGAGGGCUCCUAACAGUGUAACUUAUUGUGUCCCCACGUAUUUAUUUGUUGUAAAUAUUGAGUAUUUUUAUAUUGACAAAUAAAAUGGAGAAAAUGAAA
Manis javanica (Malayan pangolin) is the source of this 3642-nucleotide messenger RNA. RefSeq names its product semaphorin 4C (gene SEMA4C). The record is from RefSeq and is a predicted model, not a curated record. Gene Ontology annotation, biological process: axon guidance; negative chemotaxis; neural crest cell migration. Gene Ontology annotation, cellular component: plasma membrane; synaptic vesicle membrane. Lineage: Eukaryota; Metazoa; Chordata; Mammalia; Pholidota; Manidae. Gene Ontology annotation, molecular function: chemorepellent activity; semaphorin receptor binding.